This is a messenger RNA of Nicotiana tabacum (common tobacco), 1435 nucleotides long. RefSeq lists its product as uncharacterized. The record is from RefSeq and is a predicted model, not a curated record. Lineage: Eukaryota; Viridiplantae; Streptophyta; Magnoliopsida; Solanales; Solanaceae.
UAGCUGGCUCAGAAUUUUGGCGGAGUAUGGUUUCCGUCUUUGCUUUAGUUUGUUCGAUUGCUUCCACUAGCCACGCAGUGGAUAAGUACUUCAUCAACUCUUCUACAGAUUCAUAUUCAUUCUCUGCGAUAUCUUCAAGUGCUCGUCCGCGCCGCCUACUUGACAAAGUUGUAUACCUUGCUUUGCUACUCGACAAUGACCUGUAUACUUGCUCCUUGGCAUUCACUAGUGUGCUAUCUCCUGCAAAUAUCAUUUUUCCUAUGCCACAUGUAUCUGCCAAUUCUCAAUACUCUUUCGUAGAACAUGGGCAGAGUUUUUUAUUUCAAAACCUCUGUGCAAAGGUUGUUCUACCCCUUUUUCCAAAUAUGAAUCAACACACACAAGACACAAACUUCUGCUGCAAUAUUUCUUUUGCCGCGUUGGAUGCAUCAGAUGACAUGGAGUAUGCGCGCCAACUUUUGGAUCAAUUAUCUGUCAGAGUAAUGAUUGGAGAAACAUGGGUGCUAAAUCGACACUUGCCGUGGCUUCAACCAGCCUUUGGUUUCCCGAGUUGCACUUGGUUUGGUACUGGGCAGAAAGAUUUGGCACGACUUCUUUGUGCAGGUCAAAGGCUUAUUGGUGCAGUAGAUCAAUCUAUAUUAGUCGGGGAACAAUCUGGGCUCGUUGAGCUCAUUGAUUUCACUCAUCUUCAUGGGACAAAUGUACAACUCCAUGAUGUUGCAAUACUCUAUUGGUUAGCUUACUCACGACAAGUUGUUACAGUGCAACAUGUCCAUGCUUUUCACGACAAGCUUGUUAAGAGUUGCCGAGAUAAUGAGCAAGUGUUUGAGGUAGAAUACAUAGAUGCUAGUUGGAUUGAUAUACCUCUAGGCGCUGUGAAAGUUUAUUUCCACCAUGCUCUAUCUUAUACCUAUUUUAAUCUUGGUGAUGUCCUAAAUGACAAAGUUUUGUACUCUAGAAAGGUAAUUUUGUUUAGUUCUUGCAUAUUUGAAUCAGUGAACUCUGCUACCAAAAUGGUUUUGAGGGGGAAAGCAGAUAACCAUGUUUCAGAGGAGCUUAUUUUCCUGAUGCAAAAUUCAAGUCAUCAUGUAGAUACUCCUAGAAGUUCUAACAAAUUCUUGACGCUGAUUGGUGAUCUCUCGAAUUGCUCAUUCAAAAACUAUAUUCUACAUGUACAUGUUUUCUUUGGCUUGAUGAAGGAAUGGUUUCUGGAACUGCAAGAGCACUUGGAAAAAUAUUUACAUGCUCGUUUUGCCUUUGGGAUCAAUCUGCUAGGCUCAAGAAACCAGAUAUACUGCAACUGGUGCACAACUUUCAAUCAGAUAAUCAAUGAAUUCGUUUCUUGUAUUUCAUGCAGGAUUUGAAGCAUAUGUUGGAGUCAUGUUGCUUCAGACAACACUCAUUGGUUUUUCAAAUGCUGGACAUAUACUUGCUU